This is a messenger RNA of Esox lucius (northern pike), 5709 nucleotides long. RefSeq names its product ankyrin repeat and FYVE domain containing 1 (gene ankfy1). Gene Ontology annotation, molecular function: protein binding; metal ion binding. Lineage: Eukaryota; Metazoa; Chordata; Actinopteri; Esociformes; Esocidae. The record is from RefSeq and is a predicted model, not a curated record. The transcript has 26 exons. Bases 299 to 3850 code for a protein of 1183 amino acids.
UUAUUAGAUGCGAAUAAAUGUAUUGCCAGAGUCACUGAAUGAUUAUGCUAUAUUUCAGCUUAUUUGGAUUUGCAGCGCAAUAAGACGUAAACAAGUGUCUUGCAUCCGUCUAGUGCCGUUAGAAGUCAAUUUCGCAGUUUGCUAGUCAGGUGGUGUUGCUGACCAGUGGUGGUGUGGGUUGGGCGGAGAAGGCGGCUAACGUUAACUACUCUAUAGGCACUUGUUAGGUAAUUCGCCGGGUGGUUGAACGUAAUGAGCUGUAUUGGUAGCAAAAGAAAACAUAAUUUGCGAACACAGAAUGCAUAACAAAGGGACAGAGGAGGUGGCCAAGUUGCAGAAGCAUCUAGCCCUGCUGAGGCAGGAGUAUGUGAAGAUGCAGCAGAAGCUGGCUGAUACGGAGAGGCGCUGUGCCGUGCUGGCUGCUCAGGCCUCCGGCCAGGGCUCGGCCGGAGCCAGGGCGGGAGACACGUUCAUCAGCCGCCUGCUGGACAUCGUGGCCGAACUCUACCUGCAGGAGCAGUACAGCGACCUGAAGUUGAUUGUCGGAGGGCAGACGAUCAACGCUCACAAGUUUGUCCUGGCCGCUCGCAGCGAUGCCUGGAGCCUGGCCAGCCUGGCGUCUACUUCAGAACUGGACCUGUCAGAUGCCAAGCCGGAGGUUGCCAUGGCGAUGCUGCGCUGGGCCUACACAGACAAUCUGGAGCUCAGCGAGGACGACGCCUUCCUCAUUGAGCUGAUGAAGCUGGCCAACCGCUUCCAACUGCAGCUGCUCCGGGAGAGGUGUGAAAAAGGAGUGAUGUCAUCUGUGAAUGUGAGGAACUGCAUCCGGUUCUACCAGACGGCUGAGGAGCUGAACGCUACAACCCUCAUGAACUACUGUGGAGAGAUCAUCGCCAGCCACUGGGAUGAUCUGAGGAAAGAGGACUUUAGCACUAUGAAUGCUCCACUGCUCUACAAGAUGAUCAAAUCUAAAACCGAGUUCCCACUUCACAAGGCCAUCAAGGUGGAGAGGGAAGAUGUGGUUUUCCUCUUCCUCAUCGAGAUGGACUCACAGUUGCCUGGGAAGCUGAAUGAGCUGGACAACAGUGGCGACUUGGCACUGGAUCUGGCCCUGUCACGCAAACUGGAGAGUAUCGCCACAACGCUCGUCAACAACAAGGCAGAUGUGGACAUGGUGGACCAGAGUGGCUGGAGCCUCUUGCACAAAGCCAUCCAAAGAGGUGAUGAGUUUGCCUCCACCUUCCUCGUCCGACACUCAGCACAGGUGAAUGCCGCUACAGUAGGGGCGGUGGAGACGCCCCUGCACCUGGUGUGCUCCUUCAGCCCCAAGAAGCACUCCGGGGAGGUGAUGGGGGGCGUGGCACGCAUCGCAGAGGCCCUGCUCAAGACCGGGGCCAACCCGAACAUGCAGAACAGCAAGGGCAGAACUCCCUUACACGAGGCUGUGUUGUCUGGGAAUGAGGCUGUGUUCAACCAGCUCCUACUGUGCAAACAACUGGACCUGGAGCUGAAGGACCACGAGGGAAGCACCCCUCUGUGGUUGGCCCUGCAGUACAUCACCGUGACCUCUGACCCCAACGUGAACCCCUUCGAGGAUGAUGCGCCGGUGGUGGAGAACGGGACGUCUUUUGAUGAGAACAGCUUUGCAGCCCAGCUGAUCAAGAGAGGCAGCAACCCAGACGCACCAGACAUCGCCUCAGGGAACUGUCUCCUGCAGAGGGCAGCAGGUGCAAACAAUGAGGCUGCUGCCCUCUUCCUGGCCACGCACGGGGCAAAGGUCAACCAUGUCAACAAAUGGGGCGAGACCCCUCUCCACACGGCGUGUCGCAGUGGUCUGGCAGGGCUGACCGCAGAGCUGCUCCAGCAGGGGGCUAACCCAAACCUCCAGACCCAGAAGGCCCUACCCAGCGAUGGCCAGGGGGUCUCCUUGCAGAGCCCCCUCCACAUGGCCAUCGUACACAACCACCCUGACGUGGUCUCCGUCAUCCUGGAGCAGAAAGCCAAUGCUCUUCAUGCGACGAACAACCUGCAGAUCAUCCCAGACUUCAGCCUCAAAGACUCUAUGGACCAGACAGUAUUGGGCCUGGCCCUCUGGACAGUCUCACAUGCCAUGGAUAGCGAGACAAGCAGAGGAGGAAUGCACAACAUAGCAGCUCAGCUCCUAGGCUCCGGGGCGUCCAUCAAUGACACCAUGUCUAACGGUCAGACCCUGCUCCACAUGGCCAUCCAAAGACAGGACAGCAAGAGCGCCCUGUUUCUCCUGGAGCACCAGGCGGACAUCAACGUUAGGACCCAGGAAGGGGAGACCGCACUGCAGCUGGCCAUCAGCAACCAGCUCCCCCUGGUGGUGGACGCCAUAUGCACGCGGGGGGCCGACAUGUCCGUGGUGGACGAGAGGGGGCACCCCCCUUUGUGGCUGGCUCUGGAGAAUGGCCUGGAGGACAUCGCCUCCACACUGGUCCGACAUGGUUGUGAUGCCACCAGUUGGAGCUCCGGUCCCUCGGGCUGUCAGCAGACACUCCUCCACAGGGCUGUGGAUGAGAACAACGAGGUGACCGCCUGCUUCCUCAUCCGAAGUGGCUGUGAUGUAAACAGCCCUCGGCGUCCUGGCCCCAACGGUGAGGGUGACGAGGAGGCCCGGGAUGGACAGUCCCCCCUUCACCUGGCGGCCAGCUGGGGACUGGAAGAGGUGGUGCAGUGCCUUCUGGAGUUUGGGGCCAAUGUCAACACACAGGACGCUGAGGGCCGGGCUCCCAUUCACGUUGCCAUUAGCAACCAGCACAACGUCAUCAUCCAGCUGCUCAUCUCCCACCCGGACAUCCGCCUGAACGUCCGUGACCGCCAGGGCAUGACCCCCUUCGCCUGCGCCAUGACGCACAAGAACAACAAGGCUGCAGAGGCCAUCCUGAAGAGAGAGCCCGGGGCGGCAGAGCAGGUGGACAACAAAGGGCGUAACUUCCUGCACGUGGCGGUGCAGAACUCUGACAUCGAGAGUGUUCUGUUCCUGAUCAGCGUCCAGGCCAAUGUGAACUCCCGGGUACAGGACUCCGCGAAGCAGACCCCGCUGCACCUGGCUGUCCAGGCUGGCUCAGAGAUCAUUGUCCGCAACCUGCUGCUGGCUGGGGCCAAAGUCAAUGAGCUGACCAAACAUCGGCAGACGGCUCUCCACCUGGCUGCACAACAGGACCUGGCCACCAUCUGCUCUGUGCUGCUGGAGAACGGGGUGGACUUCUCUGCUGUGGAUGAGAACGGCAACAACGCCCUGCACCUGGCAGUAAUGCAGGGUCGCCUUAACAAUGUGCGAGCCCUUCUCACAGAGUCCAACAUCGAUGCCGAGGCCUUCAAUCUCAGGGGCCAGUCACCAAUGCACGUCCUGGGACAGUACGGAAAAGAGAACGCGGCAGCCAUCUUUGAGCUGUUCUUGGAGUGCAUGCCGGAGUACCCAUUGGACAAACCAGACAAUGAAGGGAACACUGUACUGCUGCUGGCGUACAUGAAGGGCAAUGCCAACCUAUGUCGAGCCAUAGUGAGGUCUGGUGCCCGCAUGGGCCUCAACAACCACCAGGGAAUCAACAUCUUCAACUACCAAGUAGCCACCAAGCAGCUACUCUUCCGACUCCUAGAUAUGUUGUCCAAAGAACCCCCUUGGUGUGAUGGAUCAAACUGUUAUGAAUGUGCAGCCAAGUUUGGAGUCACCACAAGGAAACAUCACUGUCGCCACUGUGGCCGGUUGCUCUGCCACAAGUGUUCUAUAAAGGAGAUCCCCAUCAUUAAGUUUGACCUGAACAGGCCUGUGCGGGUGUGUGAUAUCUGCUUUGACGUGCUGACUCUGGGCGGAGUGUCCUGCUAAUGGGACGGGUGGCCUGCUUUCAUCUCUUGAUGUUCCCGUUAACGCGGCUGUGCCCAGCUCAUCACCCUGGCACUGUGGUCUGGGCAACAUUGGAGAGAGGAGGGCGGUGUGGCUGUGAAAACCAGGUUUACCCUCAUGGAACGUUAUCUGACAAGAGCUACGAACAAACCACAACUUCUGUACAAUUCAUUCCAGUCUAUACACAAAUGUUAGUGUUCUGGCAGGACUUACCAAGUACACUUUUUUUCUUUUAAAGAAAUUGUUAAAUCAGAGUAAAUGAAACGCUAUCUUCCUGGCUCAGUGACUCCUGGGUUUGGCCAGUUGGAGGGAGUGAGGGCAGACGUUAUUUAGAUUGUUUUAUCGGACUACUGGUCGUGUUGUUGUCAUUAUUUGACCUCAAUGAUGAUUUAUCAAGUGUUUAAAGGUCUCAUGAGAAUUAUACCUUUAAACGGAGAUUAAAGAAUCUCCGUUGGGAGCCUGAGAACAAAUGGACAAUGUUUCUCCAGCAGCUGUCAGUCACUGGCCAUCUCUUGGGCUAAACCAGUUAACACAUUGCGCUGCUGAGACAUCCAACCUCACAAAGUCCCCACCAUCUCCUGCCCCCCUGGUCCCAAUAAUCUGCACUUUCUCAGAGUGGGCAAUGGUUUACUUUCCAUCAUGGAUUCAAAAGGACUGCUUUAAAAAUGCACACUUGGUGGGAAGUAUUAUUACUGGGACGCAGAGUUGGCCUUCAUCUCUCUUCCACGUCUGUAUAUUUAAGCUGAUCGUUGCUUCUUUCCCCUCAUUUUUCAUUCAUUGUGACAGUUGGCUUCGGUGUCUGUUUCUUUUAACGAUCUAUAGACCGAUUAGUUGCAUUUUAAGGUAAUAAAGGGCUGCAUUUACACAGGCACUUUACGAAGUGCAACAGAUUAUACACUAUCAUUUAUCCAGGCUGAUUUGAUUGGUUAAAGCAGUUUCCCAAUCCUGAAUUGGGCAUCAAUGGGCUGAAGAAUGCCAGAAUAUCAGAAUUUGACUGCCUUUCUAAUUGUUGCCUGCAACGCCGAUCAUUGGUUUUGUAGGGACUACAGCUUUUCCACACGCUACAAAUAAAUUCAAUCAGUUCUAGUUUUUUCCCCUCUCAUUAAAAUGCUCAUAACACUAAUCUGGUAGCUAACACUUCAUUAAAUCUGUUACAUGUUUAGGAAGCUAGUGGUCUGCUUCUUAAAAAUCAAAAAGGGGAUUAUGUUCACCUGAUUGAAACUGAACUGCAUAAAACAACCAAAACAGCAUUUUUAGACCACACGUUCAAAGUCUAUCUCAACAGUCCAGUGUGACCGGUUAGUCCCAAAUAGUCGCUCUGAAAUGAUACUUAGCGCCGAAAUGUCUAUUAUGCUAUGCAUGUCAUCUCAAUUGUAGCCUAUACAUUUUUAUCGUAAUCAUUGUGAAUUUUGUCCCCAGAUCACCAAAGUGUACAUUCCAUAAUACUGUCGUAUCGGGUGGCUUGUUGUUAUAUGUAACACGCUCCAAUUGGGGUUGCCUCAAAUCAAGUGUGGUCUUGAACUACCAGGCGUGUUUCCCAGAUCCAGAUUAUGGCGGGUGCCUUCUAGUCCGGAACCAGGCCAGUUAAUCUCUGUCCAGGAAACCAACUUGUUUUAUGCUUCUUGAUUUCAGAACCUAACCAGGUGCACUUUAUCAAGAUUGUGACAUUUCUGAUCAUUAUAGGAGAGAAUGUGAGAGGUGGUUGUGGGAGCUGAUCCAAUCAGUAGUCCAGUCUAGGCAUUGUUAAAUUGUACAGAUAAAUGUAUAAUAUUUUUGACCACUACAACUGUUUUGUACUUAAUGCAGUUUGUGCUUUUUUUGUAAUUGUGAAAAAAAUGAAA